AUGAUAAAUUUCUAUUGUUCAUACAUAGAAAUUCUCGAAACGAAUAUGGAUAACCUACCUUCAAAUAAAUAUAUAAAUAAAUUACUUCAAAGCGCGAAUAUCAAUGAUUUAUUAUCUAAAACUAAUUCAAGAAAUUCUUCGGAUGUAGUAGAAUGGAUACAAAAAUAUUAUUCAGACGUUAUAAUUUCUUAUAAUGAAAUAAGAAAAGAGUGCAUUAUAGAUUCCAAGAAUCAAAAAUGUUGUAGAGAUGUUAAUUAUUACUUAGAUUUUGUAAAAUCAAUAAUAAAAUUAUCAAAUUUUAAUAGUGGAGCAAAUAUAGACAUGAUAGCUAUGCUUGAAGAACAAUGGAAUAAUAAACUUAGCGCUUCUGAUUAUAAGUGCGAAAGAGGAAAAUCAGUUGAAUCUACUCUAAGAAGAUGUAUACUAAAACAAAUUUAUGAUUUUAAAGAUGAUAUUAGUUACUUAGAUAAUAAAACAUAUUCACAUACUAUGUAUGAUGAAUACCUUAACAAGAAAUGGAAUAAAAUAUAUGAAUAUAUAAAAACUAGUAUUGGUAAUAAAAAGGCAAUUAUUUCUAAUGAAAGAAAAUCCGAAUCUAUAUUAGUUGAUGCUUUUCCUUUGAAUUAUAAUUUUCUAAAUUCUUUAAAAAUGGAUAUUAAAGAAAAUAUUAAUAUCAAAAUUUCUGAGGAAAAUGAAGUGAUCAAGGAAUUGAAAAGAAUGUUAUCCUCAUCAAUUGAAGCAAAAAUUACGAUACCUUCGGAAAGUAGUUCUACAGAACAAAUGUCUUAUGUUGAAACACAUAGUAUAUACAAUAAUAUAUUUUCAGCUAAAAAGUUACUCAUUAUAAGUUUCAUUUUUUUCGGAUAUAUUACGAUAAAUAUAAUGUUAUACAAAUUCACCCUGUUAGGAACAUGGAUAAAUAAUAGAAUAAAAUGUAAUAAAUUCAUACAAAAAUAUAUUUGUAAAAAUAAAACAGAAUCAUUAUUAUCGAAAAAUGAUUACAACAAAUUAAAUAUUGCUUACAAAUCUUUUGACAGCUAUUAUGAAAAUAGCAUUUGA
Molecule: messenger RNA, 1059 nt
Organism: Plasmodium gonderi
Lineage: Eukaryota; Apicomplexa; Aconoidasida; Haemosporida; Plasmodiidae
Product: variable surface protein
Exons: 3
Coding region: 1-1059 (352 amino acids)
Source: RefSeq, a predicted model, not a curated record